AUGCAUCCGGUGGCAUAUAUAUAUGGCCAAGAAUCAGAGUGCGUGGCGCCGGAGUCCCCGCGAAAGAUUUGGUGCCACGCUUCGAACAGCUCAGAAAGCCAAGCGAUGAUGCUAGCGUCGAUGUCGCAAUCACAUUACAACACAUUCCCCAGCAUAUCGCCCGCAGCGCACCGGUGCAUCGCACUGGCGGGGCCUCACGGCCACGUGCUCCUGCCCGCGUUGCUAUCCACCACACACGCGUCGGAGGAGACGGAUAUAAAACGCAUAUUGGACCGCACCGCGUUUUCGUCGCGGGCCGACGAUUCGCACGUGCCCCGGGCCGAGACGCUGCCUGCGUUCGCGGAGAUAACCGCGGGGCUAACCGCGCUUCCUCCGCUCGCGGCGCCCGCGCUGCCGGCGCUACUGGCGCCCGCCGAGCGCGCUGCAGAGAUGUCGUCCAACGCGGCGGCGGCCGUAAGCGCGGCCGUAGGCGCGGCUGGAGCCGCUAUGUCCGCGGCCCCGGUGCUGCAGACGCGGCCGGCGUCGCCCGCGGACACGCCACAACGGCCGGAGUCGGCUUCCGGGCCCGUGCGCAAGCGCCGCAGCAAGGAAGCCGCGCUGCCCAUUGAGCGCCGCCGCCGUUACAUUUGCAAGACUUGCAACAAGGGAUUCACAACCAGCGGCCACCUGGCACGCCAUAACCGCAUCCACACGGGCGAGAAGAACCACGUGUGCCCGUUCGAGGGCUGCGGCCAGCGGUUCAGCCGCCACGACAACUGCGUCCAGCACUACAAGACGCACGUGCGCCGAUCUGUGUAG
Molecule: messenger RNA, 798 nt
Organism: Lachancea fermentati
Lineage: Eukaryota; Fungi; Ascomycota; Saccharomycetes; Saccharomycetales; Saccharomycetaceae
Source: the annotation of a GenBank genome assembly